GCAUUUAUGGCGUGCUACCUGUUAUCAAUUAGCUCAGGAGGCUGGAUUUGAUUUAUAUGAUAGAGCAACUUAUGCUGUUCUUUGUGGCGAUGUAGAUAACAUUUUUCCCGUGUGUAGAUCUUGGGAAGAUUACAUAUGGGCAUAUUUUAAUGGAUUAAUCGAGUGUCGGCUUGAACAGUAUUUUAGCCAGCGAGGUCAACUCAGAGAAUUGGGAGACGCUGAUUUGCCAGUUCCAACACAACUUUUGAGUCUCACACCAGAGGAUAUAUUUCGUAAAGUUGAUGCUCGUCAAAUAGACAAGGAUCCUAUAAUGGCACUUUUCCAUAAGAUUCAAAAACUCUUUAUUUUAAAUAAACUGGAUGAAAUUGUUAAUUGUUUGAAGGAAGAGUUGCUUGAUAAACAGCCAAGUUAUUAUGAUAAUGCUGCUUAUUUUCAUAUUCUACG
This is a messenger RNA of Racocetra persica, 444 nucleotides long. Lineage: Eukaryota; Fungi; Glomeromycota; Glomeromycetes; Diversisporales; Gigasporaceae. The record is from the annotation of a GenBank genome assembly.